Ilex paraguariensis (yerba mate) is the source of this 1671-nucleotide messenger RNA. The record is from the annotation of a GenBank genome assembly. Lineage: Eukaryota; Viridiplantae; Streptophyta; Magnoliopsida; Aquifoliales; Aquifoliaceae.
GAUCAUUCUAUCAAGGAGGAAGAGGCAAACCCAAAAAACGACCCUGAUUGUGACUUCGAAGCCACCCCUUCUGCACAUAACUCUCCUUCCUCUGAAACAGAUAUGUUCCACAUCCCCUUGAUCACUGCGGAGAGGUUGGAAGCUGCUUCUACAAUUAGACGGGUUUUAGCCUCGGGGCCCUACUGCUCUUUUAGGACUGUGGCUACCGUCAUUCCUCCGCAUGCACCCCCACAACAGUCUCGGGAGCAACAAUAACAAGAAGAACAAAGGCAAUAACAACGGAAGACACUACUGAGGCCCCAAUAAUAAUGACAAUCAUGUAGUGAGCCCCCUUUGGAUCGAAGUGGCAAUCGGCAUGGUCAUGAAGAUGACUCAUCCAUUGAGAGUCGAGUAAAGCAUCACUAUGGUGUCCCGACCUUUUUAGUUGAGUGGGCCCUUUGCGCCUUUACUCAUAUGGGGAAGGCUGUCCUGGAAACCGACUCUAUCAUUCAUUCCCCUGAUGUGGUUCUUGCUGUUAGCAUGACCUUGCACUUGGAGGCGAACAUGGCUAUAUUGGAUAAGUACGGGGACAACCGCCUUCUUCAGGGAGUGAUUUAACAUAACUUGGUGCUUGCUAGUAAAUGGGAGUCAUCAUUGAUUGUUUAUCGGACAAUUGGACCAAAAUUGAGAAGUCCUAGGCCAAAUUGGAGAAACAGAAUCUCCAUAUUGGCUAGGUGAAAAAGAUAGUGGGCGACCAAAUGAAGAACAUUGUCGACAUUAUCCGUUAAGUCGAGGGCUUGUCCUUUGAAUUGGAGAAAAAUAAGACGUCUGAGGCAGAGGUUGUGAAGAGGAUGGAAGAGGCCGAACUUAAAGUCUCAGAUGCAAAGACUAAGUUAUUGGAGGCCAAGGCUAACUGCGCGACGUUGACUUCAAAGGUGUAGGUGCUCGAGGAAGAGAAGGCCGAGGAGGGAGAGAGAAUUAAUGCCAGGAUCAGUUCGUCAUGACCUUUGAUGAUGGAAAAAACAAGUCCUUCAAAAAGGGCUGGGAUGAGGUGCACCAAUCUGUUGGGGUGGAUGCCAACUCCAAACUCUUUUCAUGACAUAUUUAUGUACUCUAGCAUGCAGUCGGUGCUGCAGUGGCCCCUCAAGAGGCCCAACCGAGUACAAUACGAUGAUCCAGCUAGUAUCAGCCGAGGCGGUGGCAGAGGAAAGGGCGGUAACCAUAAAUAAGCCCAUCGCCCUAAGUGAUGGGGAUUCAGAGGAAGAAAUGCCCCCCUCUUCGGCUCCUUUCCCCUACCUUUCCUAUGCAUCCUUGUGACCCUUCGAUUCUCGACACCACUGCAAUCAAUCCGAGUAGGGCUGAAUUCGGGGAACUCGAGGACAUGCUUGCCGACCUAGGUGGGGAAGGUUCUUUGAGGAGGCAUUAGGUUGGACUCGAUGGCGAGGACCUUGGCGGUGACCUUGGUGACAACGCUCGACCUUGAAACUUCUAGGACCUUGAUGGGAAUGCCUAUGUCUUGUCUUUUUUCUUCUUUUAUGCUUGGAGAACGUAAAGACUCUUGUUUGUCAAUGCGUUUUCAUUUUUGUUCACUUGUAGGCUUCAACUUUUAUGCAUGUUUUUCUGGGAGUCGUGCUCCAUGUGGAAGCAUUCCCUAACGACCAAUCCUGAGGCUCGUUAACUUUUUGAUGGCGG